UAAAUGCGGAAAAAUAAGCUUAUGCAUUAUUCGUAUUAAUAACAUGUCUCGCUCACCUCGAGAACAAGAUCAGCCUCAUUCUGGUUAUCCGCAACAACGUCCACCUCCUGUAAGCCCGCAUCAAUUACCCCAAUUACAUAUGGGUCCGCCUUUUCGUCCACUUCUUCCUUCAGGCUGGACUGAGCACCGUGCCCCGAAUGGAAUGUUUUACUAUUAUAACGCUGCGACAGGUCAAAGUACUUGGGAGAGACCUAUACUGGUUCCUCCUCCUCCUCCGAUUGGUCCUCCUGGUCCUCCUCCCGGAAUUAUGCAGUUACCUUCGUUUCAACCGAUUUCAGGAGUCAUGCCACAGCAAAUACAACAAAACGUACCAUUUACACAACAAAAGGAUAAGAAUAAAGAUAAAAAGAAGAAAGAAAAGGCUAAAGGAAAGAGGCAAAUUCCUGAUACAAAAUGGUAUAUCGUUAAUACAACUGAAGGAAAUGAAUUUUAUUAUAAUUCCGAGACGAAACAAUCUGUUUGGGAAGUACCUGAAGAAAUUGCAGAAGCUGUCAAAGUUUUCAAAGAACAAGAAGAAAAAGAUGCUCAAAAUCAAAGAUCAAAUGAUAGUGCAGGAUUAAAACGAAAGGCAAACGAUGAGGAAGUAUCUGGUAGCGAGGAUUUCAAAAGAGCUAAAGGAAGUGUGGAUGAUGGCGAAGUUGAAGGAACUGAAUUAACAGAAGAUGAUAUAGCCUUCCAACUUCAGUUUAUGGAGGAACAAGAAAACCAAGAAUUAAUGGAUGGUGAUUCCGAAGAUUAUAACGAUAAAAUUGAUGAUCACGAGAACGCAGGCGAAGAAGAAAACUCUAUUUUAAAAAAGCAAGACAAAGGAAAAGAUGUAGAGUUAUCGUCCGAGGAACGUGUACUUAUGUUUAAGAGCUUGCUUAAAGAUAUGGAAGUUUCACCAUUUGCCAUUUGGGAGAAAGAACUUCCGAGAAUAAUUCAUGACGAAAGAUAUACAUUAAUACCGACUUUGAAACAAAGAAAAGAGAUAUUUGAUGAAUACUGCAAAGAACGAGUAGCGGAAUUAAGGGCUGAAAAGAAAAAUAAAGCGAAGAAUUUGUCGGAAAAAGAUGAAUAUCUGAAAUUACUUGAAGAAGAAACUACUCACCGUUCUCACUGGGAUGAUUUUAGGAGAAAAUUUAAGCGUGAUCCAAGGUUUAAAAAUUUUUCUGACGACAAAGAAAAAGAAAAAACAUUCAGGAAUUACGUGAAAGGAUUGAAAGAAAAAGAAUCCGAGCGCAAAAGAGUUCAACAAAAGAAAGCCGAAGAAGAUUUUGUAAGGUUAUUGAGAGAAACGAGGGAAAUAAAAUAUAAUUCUAGUUGGCGAAAGGUCAAGAGAAUAAUUGAUCAUGAUCCAAGGUAUGAUGCUGUAGAAUCUUCCGAUAUGAGAGAAGAUAUAUUUAGAGAUUAUUGUAGAAAAUUAGAAGCCGAAGAUGAAGAAGAAAUGGCUAAGAAAGAGGAUGAACGUAGACAAAGAGAUCGUAAAGCAAGAGAGGAGGCAAGCUUAAGAAAUCGGGAGGCUCAAGUUAGGUGGGAGAAGAAAGUCCAAACACGUGAAAAAGACAAUGCUAAAAAUAAAAUUAUGCGAGAUGAAUCCAUACGCGAAUUCCAAACACUUUUAGUAGAUUUAGUGCGAACUCAUGAGACCACUUGGGAAUUAAAGAAGCCUGAUUUACAUAAAGAUUCGCGUUUUCAUGGUCAUGGUCUUGAAGAUAAAGAUAGAGAAAGACUAUUUCAAGAACAUAUAGAUGAUAUCUAUCAGAAGCGUUUGAAAUCAUAUCAUAACCUACUUGACCAACAUGUUCAGCUUGAUACUACUUGGUUAGAGAUUCAGUCAGUUAUCAAAGAAGAUAUACGCUCUGUCCGACUUUCAAAGAAUGAAAAAUUACUAGAAGAACUAUUUGACAAAUAUCUAAUUCAAAGAAUUGAAGUGGCUAAAAAAGAAUUUAAAGAACUUUUACGAGAAAAUCAAUUUGUUGAAUACAGGACACGAAUGAUCAAAUUAUCAGAAGAUGGCGCAACUGACGAGACUGGAACCAGUAAAGAGAAAGCACGCGCAUUAUCGCUAGAAGAAAUUCAUGAUGUACUUAAAGAAGAUAAACGUUAUUUGGUGUUAAAUACUAUGCCGGACGUCCGUAAUGAACUGAUUACUGGUUAUUUAACUAAUUUGGAAACACCUAAAAUGACUGUGCAUCAAGGUCGAGAGUGAGAUAAUAUUAUAGAAAAUAAUAAUAUUAACUAAUAAGAAAAUUUUUAUUUAAAAAGAUUAAAAAGAAAAUAUUAAAAGUAUUAGAUUUAUUAAAUAAUAAUA
This is a messenger RNA of Rhizophagus irregularis DAOM 181602=DAOM 197198, 2353 nucleotides long. RefSeq lists its product as uncharacterized. The record is from RefSeq and is a predicted model, not a curated record. Gene Ontology annotation, cellular component: nucleus. Gene Ontology annotation, molecular function: transcription coregulator activity; RNA polymerase binding. Lineage: Eukaryota; Fungi; Glomeromycota; Glomeromycetes; Glomerales; Glomeraceae.